AUGAAUCGGGAAGAGAAUUACUACUCACCCGGCCACCUUUACAAGGACUCUUGUGUCUAUCAGAGGCCCCAUAACGAGGACUACAGUCAAAGCCCGCCGCCGUGCCUCUAUAUGGGCAGACAGGCUCAGUCCGCUUACGCUUCACCUUCCUUGGGCGCCCAGGACCAGCAUACUUGUCCAGAUAUUACGUCUUAUAUGCCCGUCAGAGAAGAUCUUGCAAUGUCCCACCUGCACCAUCCACAAGCCCAGCAACUGCCUCUACAAUCCUUUGGCGCUUAUGGAGAUUCUCUUGACCUGUGCGCGGAUCGGAACAGGUGCCAUCUACCCUUCCCUUGGAUGAAAUCGACAAAAUCUCAUACGCACGCAUGGAAAGGACAGUGGACAGGUCCGUAUAUGGUAGAGGCCGAAGAGAACAAGCGCACGCGGACAGCAUACACCCGCGCACAGCUGCUCGAGCUGGAAAAGGAGUUCCUUUUCAAUAAAUACAUCUCGCGUCCACGGCGCGUGGAACUUGCGCUCACCCUCAGCCUCACCGAGAGGCAUAUCAAGAUCUGGUUCCAGAAUCGUCGCAUGAAGUGGAAGAAGGAAGAGGACAAGAGAAGGGCCAGAGGGAUAGAUCCAGAGCAAGACUCGUCUAUUACCUCCGGGGAUCUCAAGGACGAAACGUGUGCGCAAGGGACUCCAGCGGGACCACCGUCACCCUUGCGAUCUCAUAUGCCUUCAGCUCCGCGAGAUCCUUCUUAA
Molecule: messenger RNA, 744 nt
Organism: Electrophorus electricus (electric eel)
Lineage: Eukaryota; Metazoa; Chordata; Actinopteri; Gymnotiformes; Gymnotidae
Gene: pdx1
Product: pancreatic and duodenal homeobox 1
Biological process (GO): type B pancreatic cell differentiation; regulation of transcription by RNA polymerase II
Cellular component (GO): nucleus
Molecular function (GO): DNA-binding transcription factor activity, RNA polymerase II-specific; RNA polymerase II cis-regulatory region sequence-specific DNA binding
Source: RefSeq, a predicted model, not a curated record